Molecule: messenger RNA, 1209 nt
Organism: Parascedosporium putredinis
Lineage: Eukaryota; Fungi; Ascomycota; Sordariomycetes; Microascales; Microascaceae
Source: the annotation of a GenBank genome assembly
AUGAAGCUAUAUAUUAGAAACACUUCAGAGAUCGGCACUGAGAAUGCCCGAGACUCCUGGGGACGUUCGGCCUCGGCUGUGACCGAUGACUUUAGGGUCAGCUCGCUCGCUGCUGGUGUCGACCUUGACUUAUUGAUAGCAAGCACAACUAUGGAAAACCAACUCAAUCGCGAUACGCAAACUAGCUCCGACAUCAUACCGUCUGCAGAGUUAUACGACCUGGACGAUGAGUGUUACGAUAGAGUAAAUGGGCUUAUAACUCUAGACAUAGCUAGUGUUGGCGACCCCGACCCUCGAACCUCCUUUUCAUGGGCAAUUACUCCAGAGUUGAAUGCUGAAGUUGGUGGAAGAAGCCAGGAAGAUCGCCUGCAGGGGAUUACCGAUGCGGCCGAAGCUAUAACGGUUCCGGAACUACGGGCGUUAAGUGAUUCCGUUUAUAAUGAGCUCGGAUCCUACGUUUGUAAGACGACAGGUGACACUUUCGCUUACAUAUAUUCUCUUCAGAGUCAGUCACAAGCUCUCGCGACGCUUCGAAAAAGCAUCCGCGAUCUUAAAAGCCGCGAAGACCGGAAUUACGGUGAAGAGAUAGCGUGCCUGAAGAGAGACGUAUUAGCCACCGUCCUCCUCCAGCUAACGGUGGAAAUGGCCAAUGGCGGUCGACAGAUGCCCGGCCAUAUCGACUUCGCCAUGCAACUCUUUGACGACCUUGGCUACGUGCGUGUUCGGCCUGCCUUAUCAGUUGAAACUGAGAUUAGGGCGCUGGCGAAUCGGUACUUUAAUGGCGAAGAACGACCUCGAGAGCGAAAAUACUUGACACUACUAGCUAAAUGUUUCUACUGGAGUACUGUCAUUUUAUUGCAACGCCGCGUAUUCCGAGAUGCGCCAUCUUCGAAUCGGGUCCAGGCGGCUCUUGCUAUGCUCCUCAAGCUCAUGGAUGAUCUGCCACUAGGCUGCGGCCCUGACUCGUCCCUCUCCCUGCCAUUAUACGUUGCUGCGCGAGAGUCGGUUGAUGCUGAGCACCGCGAAAGGGUUAGAGAAAAGAGCCGCCAACUGAUCAGCCAUUACCCAUCCAAAACUCGGGAGGCUAUGCUAGUAGCCUUUGAGACAUGGUGGCACGACAUGGACGUUGCGGACGACUGGAUAGAAUUGACCAUCAGGCCCAGGAGUGCCGUUGACCAAGUGAAGGAUGGGACGCUGUUGAUGAUAUAA